CAGGCUAGUUUGACUGGACGGUUUCACGGGGAGCUGUGGCAUUUGAGUCCAGGCGUGCAGUCUAUUGCUGUCAGAGGUGUCCACUCCCGUCCGCUGGCCAGCUACCCAGGGCUGAAGAAGAAAGAGAAGGAGAGUGCAAGAGAAGGAGAGAAAGAAGAGGGGAGAAAAAUAAAGAAGGCUCGAAGGGAGAAAAGAGAGGGAAUUGGGUGAGAAGGCAGAGAAAAAGUUCUUUGAGGGAAAAAACAGAAGUUGGAUUUGGACCUCGUGUGCCCUUAAGUGCUGUCUUGUGUGAUUAUUAUUUCCCAAUUUUCAACAAGCCAUUGACAGCCAUGGAAGAUUCAAGCUUGCAGAUGGAGCCGGUGGCCUUGGCCGAGGUGUCAGACAACGAGGAGGUGGCGCUAGCACCGUCGGACGAUGAAGACGAGGCGACAGGGGCGGGAGAGGAGAAGGAGGAGAAGAGCGACGGGCAGGUGAACGGGGUGAUGGUGCUGGCCCUGCUGGACAAGAUCAUCGGCGCUGUGGACCAAAUCCGGCAGACCCAGACCGGGUUGGAGGCGAGGCAGCAGGACAUGGAGCGCUCGGUGACGGGCAUCCAGAGCGAGCUGACCAAGCUCUCCAAGAGCCACACCACCACCUCCAACUCCGUCAACAAGAUGCUGGAGAAGGUGCGCAAGGUCAGCGUCAACGUCAAGACGGUCCGCACCAACUUGGAGAAGCAGGCUGGCCAGAUCAAGAAGCUGGAGAGCAACGAGAACGAGCUUCUCAAGAGGCGUAACUUCAAAGUCAUGAUAUACCAGGACGAAGUGAAGCUUCCCUCAAAGGUGUCUGUGUCCAAGUCCAUGAAGGUCUCAGAGGCUGUGGAGGGUGAGGGGGAACCGGAGCUGAAGGAGGAGGAUGAGGAGGAUACAGAGAAGGCCAACAUUAACCUCUCCUCUGAUGAGGAGGUGGACAUCGAGGAGACCAUCGAGCCAUCGAGGGCCGAGCGCAUUGAGCACUUCAAACGCAGCAGCAUGCAGCGAGUGGACAACAUCAAGAAGGCCUUUUCCAAGGAGAAGAUGGAAAAGACCAAACAGAAGACCAAAGAGAACCUGGAAAAGACCCGACAAAAGACCAAGGAGAACCUAGAGAAGACGCGGCAGAAGACCAAGGAGAAUCUGGAGAAGACCAAGCUGAAGACUAAAGAGAACCUGGAGAAGACCCGGCUAAACAUUGAGAAGAAAAUGGGCAAGCUGGGCACCCGCAUGUCCGUCAACCCAGAACGCAGAGAAAAGCUCAAGUCCUCCAGGGACAAGGUGAAAAAGUCCUUCACCCCUGACCACACCGUCUACGCCCGCUCCAAGACAGCCGUCUACAAAGUGCCACCCUUCACCUUCCACGUGAAGAAGAUCCGGGAUGGGGAGGUGGAGGUGCAGGGCACAGAAAUGGUGGAGGUGGCUGGGGAGGAGGAGGUAGAGGAGGCCGGGGAGUCAGCAGAGAUGCUGACGGAGGACAGCCCAGAGAUGCAGGCCCUGCUGGAGAUGGCCGAGGACUCUGAGCUGGUGCUGGUCGAGCAGGACCACGACAGAGACAGCGACUAGUGCAGCCCGGGAGGGGUUAGAGGUGCGGGGGAGGGGGCAUGUGCAUGGGUAAGGUGGGAGGGAUGUCAGGCAACAUCAUAAAUACGAACAAAGGACAGAUUCAGGUUGGGGCGAGGCUUCUUUUCACAGUCAGUAGAGUGAAAACUCUUUUUCUCCAUUUAUGUUGUAACAGUCUAUGAAUAUGAAUCCUAAGUUCAGUUCAAACUGAGUCCCACAGAGGAUCAAAGAAAAAUACACUCCCAAAUUAUUAUUCUC
Molecule: messenger RNA, 1832 nt
Organism: Anguilla anguilla (European eel)
Lineage: Eukaryota; Metazoa; Chordata; Actinopteri; Anguilliformes; Anguillidae
Gene: cavin1a
Product: caveolae associated protein 1a
Exons: 2
Coding region: 330-1577 (415 amino acids)
Biological process (GO): transcription initiation at RNA polymerase I promoter; termination of RNA polymerase I transcription
Cellular component (GO): cytoplasm; caveola
Molecular function (GO): rRNA primary transcript binding
Source: RefSeq, a predicted model, not a curated record